GAGAGAAAAGGAACGCGUGGAAGUGGACAUCCACGUAUUUGCACAGUCGCUGCAAAUCUGUGUGUUACGAAGCGGCGUUUGGGUGUGUAAUCUGGUAUUCAGUAUCUCACAUAGCGAGCAAUGUUGACGAUGACGAUGAAUCUCCCUCUCCACGCUUCCGUCAAAUCCAGUAGUUGGUGCUGCUACGCCUCACUCUCCGUGCCUCAGCCUCAGGCUGAACCUCAACUCCUCAAUGGAAACCCCGGCGGCAGAAUUUCCCACCGGAAAGAGAUCCGUCUCGGUUUGCCCAGCAAAGGUCGCAUGUCCUCUGACACACUCGAACUUCUCAAGAAUUGUCAAUUGUCAGUGAAGCAGGUCAAUCCCAGACAGUAUGUUGCUGAAAUUCCCCAGCUGUCCAACUUGGAAGUUUGGUUUCAGAGGCCUAAAGACAUUGUAAGAAAAUUGUUAUCUGGAGAUCUUGACCUUGGUAUUGUGGGACUUGAUACAGUCAGUGAAUAUGGCCAGAGUAAUGAAGAUCUUAUCAUUGUCCAUGAGGCUCUGGAGUAUGGUGAUUGCCAUCUAUCCCUUGCGAUUCCCCAAUAUGGAAUAUUUGAAAAUAUAAAUUCAAUGGAGGAGCUAGCAAAAAUGCCUCAAUGGACGGAAGAAAAGCCUCUACGAGUUGCUACUGGAUUCACCUAUCUGGGGCCCAAAUUUAUGAAAGAGAAUGGACUUAAGCAUGUGACAUUUUCAACUGCUGAUGGAGCAUUGGAGGCUGCUCCAGCGAUGGGGAUAGCAGAUGCUAUAUUGGACCUUGUAAGUAGUGGGACUACACUGAGAGAAAAUAACUUGAAGGAAAUUGAAGGUGGAGUUGUAUUGGAAAGUCAGGCUGUUCUUGUUGCAAGCAGGAAAUCAAUGAUCCAACGGAAAGGAGUACUUGAAACAACACAUGAGAUGCUCGAGAGAUUGGAGGCACAUCUGAGGGCCAUUGGGCAGUUCACGGUAACUGCAAACAUGAGGGGAAGCAGUGCAGAGGAAGUGGCUGAGAGAGUACUGAGUCAGCCAUCAUUAUCUGGCUUGCAGGGACCCACUGUAAGUCCUGUUUUCUGCAAGCGAGAUGGGAAGGUAACAGCUGAUUACUAUGCUAUAGUCAUAUGUGUGCCUAAGAAGGCACUAUACAAGUCUAUACAACAACUUAGAGCGAUUGGAGGCAGUGGAGUUCUUAUAUCACCCUUGACCUAUAUUUUUGAUGAAGAAACUCCAAGAUGGCGCCAGCUCCUUUCUGAACUUGGGCUGUAGCCAGUUAUGAUCGAUUCAUGGAGCCGUUUGUUGGUGUUUUGUUUUUCAGAUACUGCCAAUGCUGAAGAGCAUUUAAUCUAUGGUCAAGGCUGCAAAAGACAAGUAUAACAAAACGGAGGCUUAGAUAACUGAAAUUGCAUUUCUAGGUCGGUUUUCGUAGAGGAAUUCCUAUUUCCACCGCGCUUUAUAUAUGUAGAUUGAAAGUUUUGUAGCAAGCAUGUGUUUCCUUUUGUUCUCUUCAUAACACUGGUAAUGGCUUGAGGAGGACUUUAUUCUCUUCGUCCUUAUGCGUGUGGGAUUUUGCUUCGGUGUUGUAAUUUUUAGUUUUGCAGUGUAUUUUAUUUUGACCGCAGCGAGCUGGCCAUGUU
Abrus precatorius (Indian licorice) is the source of this 1643-nucleotide messenger RNA. Its product is annotated as ATP phosphoribosyltransferase 2, chloroplastic-like. Gene Ontology annotation, molecular function: ATP phosphoribosyltransferase activity; magnesium ion binding. Lineage: Eukaryota; Viridiplantae; Streptophyta; Magnoliopsida; Fabales; Fabaceae. Gene Ontology annotation, cellular component: cytoplasm. Bases 121 to 1275 code for a protein of 384 amino acids. The transcript has 11 exons. The record is from RefSeq and is a predicted model, not a curated record. Gene Ontology annotation, biological process: L-histidine biosynthetic process.